AUGGAAGGCUGUGACUCGCCCGUCGUCUCGGGGAAGGACAAUGGGUGCGGGAUCCCUCAGCACCAGCAAUGGACUGAACUCGGCAGCGCCCACCUCCCCGACACGCCCAGCGGCAUGGAGCCGUCCACAAGCGAGAGCCACGGGCCCCUGGACAGCCUGAGGGCGCCCUUCAAUGAGCGCCUGGCGGAGGGCACCCCCUCGGCCGGGCCCCCCGCCGCGGCUGCCGCCGCCGCCGAGCCCUCGGGCAAGGAGGUCAGCUGCAACGAGUGCGCGGCCUCCUUCGCCAGCCUGCAGACCUACAUGGAGCACCACUGCCCCAGCGCGCGGCCCCCGCGCCCCCCGCGGGAGGACAGCGGGAGCGACAGCAGCGAGGAGGGGGACGAGGAGAGCGACGUGGAGAACCUGGCCGGGGAGAUCGUCUACCAGCCCGACGGCUCGGCGUACAUCGUCGAGAGCCUGAGCCAGCUGGCCCCGAGCGGGGGCGGCAGCGCCUGUGCGGGCAGCGGCAGCGGCAGCGGCAGCGGCGGGCCCCUCCCCUCGCUCUUUCUGAACUCCCUCCCCGGGGCGGGGGGCAAGCCGGGGGACCCUUCCUGCGCGGCACCCGUGUACCCGCAGAUCAUCAACACGUUCCACAUAGCCUCAUCCUUCGGGAAGUGGUUCGAGGGCCCGGACCCGGCCUUCCCGAAUACCUCAGCCCUGGCGGGGCUCAGCCCCGUCCUGCACAGCUUCCGCGUGUUCGACGUGCGGCACCAGAGCAGCAAGGAUUACCUGAACAGCGACGGCUCCGCCAGGAGCUCCUGCGUAUCCAAAGAUGUUCCCAACAACGUGGACCUGUCCAAGUUCGACGGCUUCGUGCUCUACGGCAAGCGCAAGCCCAUCCUGAUGUGUUUCCUGUGCAAGCUCUCCUUCGGCUACGUCCGCUCCUUCGUGACCCACGCGGUGCACGACCACCGCAUGACCCUGAGCGAGGACGAGCGGAAGAUCCUCAGCCACAAGAGCAUCUCCGCCAUCAUCCAAGGGAUCGGCAAGGACAAGGAGCCCCUCGUAAGCUUCCUGGAACCAAAAAGCAAAAACUUCCAGCACCCCUUAGCCUCCACGGCCAACCUCAUGGGUCCCGGACACAGUUUCUACGGCAAGUUCAGCAGCAUCCGGAUGGAAGGGGAGGAGGCCCUCCCCGCGGCCGCCGCCGCUGCUGCCGCCGCCGCCGCCGGCCCCGAGCAGCCCCCCGCCGGCAUCCUGACCCCCAGCACCCUCCUGAACCUGGGCGGGCUCACCAGCUCGGUCCUGAAGACCCCCAUUACCUCAGUCCCCCUGGGGCCGCUGGCCUCCAGUCCUACCAAAUCCCCGGAGGGCGAGGACCCCGGGGCAGCAGAAGGAGAGAAGCAGGAAGGCGGAGGCGGCGGAGACCCGGACUGCUUCUCCUCCGAGAAGGCAGGGCCCGCCGAGGAGGAGGUGGAGGAGGAAGAGGAGGAGGAGGAGGAGGCGGAGGAGGAGGAGGAGGACGAGGAAGAGGAGGAGGAGGAGGAGGAGGAGGUGGAGGAGGUGGAGGAGGAGGAGGACGACGAGGGUUGCAAAGGACUCUUUCCCAGCGAGCUGGACGAGGAACUGGAGGACAGGCCCCACGGCGAGUCCGGGGCCGCGGCAGGCAGCGGCCAAAAGGACCUGGCUCUCUCAAACCAAAGCAUUUCUAACUCCCCGCUAAUGCCUAACGCGCUCCAGACCCUGUCGAGGGGCGCGGCUUCUACUAGCUCUAACCCCGCUUCUUCCUUCGUGGUCUUCGAUGGUGCGAACAGGAGGAACCGUUUAAGCUUUAACAGUGAGGGCGCCAGGGCCAACGUGGCAGAGGGCGGCGGCGGCGGCGGCGGCGGCAGCGGCGGCAGCCGGAGGCUGGACUUCGCCGACGAAAGUGCCAAUAAAGACAGUGCCACAGCACCGGAACCAAAUGAGAGCCCCGAGGGGGACGACGGGGGCUUCGCCCCCCACCACCACCACCACCACCAGCACGCCGGCUCCCUCUGCGAGCUCGGGGCGGGCGGGGAGUGCCCCUCGGGGAGCGGCGUGGAGUGCCCCAAGUGCGACACGGUCCUGGGCUCGUCCCGCUCGCUGGGCGGCCACAUGACCAUGAUGCACUCGCGCAACUCCUGCAAGACCCUCAAGUGCCCCAAGUGCAACUGGCACUACAAGUACCAGCAGACGCUGGAGGCGCACAUGAAGGAGAAGCACCCGGAGCCGGGGGGCUCGUGCGCGUACUGCAAGACGGGCCAGCCGCACCCCCGGCUGGCGCGCGGCGAGAGCUACACGUGCGGCUACAAGCCCUUCCGCUGCGAGGUGUGCAACUACUCCACCACCACCAAAGGCAACCUCAGCAUCCACAUGCAGAGCGACAAGCACCUCAACAACAUGCAGAACCUGCAGAACGGCGGCGGCACGGGCGAGCAGGUCUUCAGCCACUCGGCCGGGGCGGCGGCCGCGGCGGCGGCGGCGGCGGCGGCGGCGGCGGCCGCGGCGGCGGCCAACAUGGGCAGCUCCUGCGGGGCCCCCUCGCCCACCAAGCCCAAAACCAAGCCCACCUGGCGGUGCGAGGUGUGCGACUACGAGACCAACGUGGCCCGCAACCUGCGCAUCCACAUGACCAGCGAGAAGCACAUGCACAACAUGAUGCUGCUGCAGCAGAACAUGACGCAGGCGCAGCACGGCCGCCACCUGGGCCUGGGCAGCCUGCCCUCGCCCGCCGAGGCCGAGCUCUACCAGUACUACCUGGCGCAGAACAUGAGCCUGCCCGGCCUGAAGGUGGACAGCGCGGCCGCCGCCGCCGCCGCCGCCGCCUCGGACGCGCCCCCGUUCAUGAUGAGCGGCUUCCCGCUGGACCCCUCCGCCGCGCCCAUGGCCGCCGUGACGCCCGCUCUAGUGGGCGGUGAGAUCCCCCUGGACAUGCGGCUCGGGGGCGGGCAGCUGGUGUCGGAGGAGCUGAUGAACCUGGGCGAGAGCUUCAUCCAGACCAACGACCCGUCGCUGAAGCUCUUCCAGUGCGCCGUGUGCAACAAGUUCACCACGGACAACCUGGACCUGCUGGGGCUGCACAUGAACGUGGAGCGCAGCCUCCCCGAGGAGGAGUGGAAGGCCGUGCUGGGGGACUCGUACCAGUGCAAGCUCUGCCGCUACAACACGCAGCUCAAGGCCAACUUCCAGCUGCACUGCAAGACCGACAAGCACGUGCAGAAGUACCAGCUGGUGGCCCACAUCAAGGAGGGCGGCAAGGCCAACGAGUGGCGGCUCAAGUGUGUGGCCAUCGGCAACCCCGUCCACCUCAAGUGCAACGCCUGCGACUACUACACCAACAGCCCGGAGAAGCUGCGCCUGCACACGGUCAACUCCAGGCACGAGGCCAGCCUGAAGCUGUACAAGCACCUGCAGCAGCACGAGAGCAGCGUGGAGGGCGAGAGCUGCUACUACCACUGCGCCCUGUGCAGCUACUCCACCAAGGCCAAGCUCAACCUCAUCCAGCACGUGCGCUCCAUGAAGCACCAGCGCAGCGAGAGCCUGCGCAAGCUGCAGCGGCUGCAGAAGGGCCUGCCCGAGGAGGACGAGGACCUGGGCCAGAUCUUCACCAUCCGCAGGUGCCCGUCCACCGACCCAGAAGAAGCCAUUGAAGAUGUUGAAGGGCCCAGCGAAGCAGCCGCUGACCCAGAGGAGGUGGCCAAAGGCCCGGAGAGCGGAGGCGAGAAGGACCAGAGCAAGUGGACAGCAUCGUCCAGCCAAGCAGAAAAGGAGCUGACAGACUCUCCUGUAACCUCCAAGCGCAUCUCCUUCCCAGGUAGCUCAGAGUCUCCUCUCUCUUCGAAGCGACCAAAAACAUCGGAGGAAACCAAAGCAGAGCAGAUGUACCAGUGUCCCUACUGCAAGUACAGCAAUGCUGACGUCAACCGGCUUCGGGUGCAUGCCAUGACACAGCACUCAGUGCAGCCCAUGCUCCGCUGCCCCCUGUGCCAGGACAUGCUCAACAACAAGAUCCACCUCCAGCUGCACCUCACCCACCUCCACAGUGUGGCACCGGACUGCGUGGAGAAGCUCAUUAUGACGGUGACCACCCCUGAGAUGGUGAUGCCCAGCAGCAUGUUUCUCCCAGCGGCUGUUCCAGAUCGAGACGGGAACCCCAAUGUUGAGGAGGCAGGCAAGCAGCCUGAAACCUCAGAGGAUCCUGGAAAGAACAUCUUGCCCUCCGUGAGCACAGAGCACGGUGGGGAUCUGAAACCCUCUUCUGCUGACCCAGGCUCUAUGAGAGAAGACUCGGGUUUCCUGUGCUGGAAGAAGGGGUGCAACCAGGUUUUCAAAACUUCUGCGGCUCUUCAGACUCACUUCAAUGAGGUUCACACCAAGAGGCCUCAGCUGCCCGUGUCAGACCGCCACGUGUACAAGUACCGCUGUAAUCAGUGCAGCCUGGCUUUCAAGACCAUUGAAAAGCUGCAGCUGCAUUCUCAGUACCACGUGAUCAGAGCCGCCACCAUGUGCUGUCUUUGUCAGCGCAGUUUCCGAACUUUCCAGGCUCUGAAAAAACACCUUGAGACGAGCCACCUGGAGUUGAGUGAGGCCGACAUCCAGCAGCUUUAUGGCGGCCUUCUGGCUAAUGGGGACCUCCUGGCAAUGGGAGACCCCACCCUGGCCGAGGACCACACCAUAAUUGUUGAGGAAGAUAAGGAGGAAGAGAGUGACUUGGAAGAGAAGCAGAGCCCCACAGGCAGUGACUCUGGGUCAGUACAAGAAGACUCAGGCUCAGAACCGAAGAGAGCUCUGCCUUUCAGAAAAGGCCCCAACUUCACCAUGGAGAAAUUUCUAGACCCUUCUCGCCCUUACAAGUGUACUGUCUGCAAGGAAUCCUUCACGCAAAAGAAUAUCCUGCUGGUGCACUAUAAUUCUGUCUCCCACCUGCAUAAAUUAAAGAGAGCCCUUCAAGAAUCGGCAACUGGUCAACCAGAACCCACCAGCAGCCCAGACAACAAGCCUUUUAAGUGUAACACUUGUAACGUGGCCUACAGCCAGAGUUCCACAUUGGAGAUCCACAUGAGGUCUGUGUUACAUCAAACCAAGGCCCGGGCAGCCAAGCUGGAGGCCGCAGGUGGCAGCAGCAAUGGGAACAGCAGCAGUGUCUCCCUGAGCUCCUCUACCCCAAGUCCUGUGAGCACCGCUGGCAGUAACACCUUUACCACCACCAACCCAAGCAGUGCUGGCAUUGCUCCAAGCUCCAGCUUACUGAGCCAAGUGCCCACGGAAAGUGUAGGAAUGCCGCCCCUGGGGAAUCCCAUCAGUGCCAACAUCACUUCCCCUUCAGAGCCCAAGGAGGCCAAUCGGAAGAAACUGGCAGAUAUGAUUGCUUCGAGGCAGCAGCAACAGCAGCAGCAGCAAGCACAGACACUGGCCCAGGCCCAAGCUCAAGUUCAAGCUCACUUGCAACAGGAGCUGCAGCAGCAAGCUGCCCUGAUCCAGUCUCAGCUGUUUAACCCCACCCUCCUUCCUCACUUUCCCAUGACCACUGAGACCCUGCUCCAGCUGCAGCAACAGCAGCAUCUCCUCUUCCCCUUCUACAUCCCCAGCGCGGAGUUCCAGCUCAACCCUGAGGUGAGCUUGCCGGUGACCAGUGGGGCGCUGACGCUGACUGGGACGGGCCCAGGGCUGCUGGAAGACCUGAAGGCUCAGGUUCAGAUCCCACAGCAGAGCCAUCAGCAGAUCCUGCAGCAAAGCCAGCUUUCUCUAUCCCAGAGUCAUUCUACCCUCCUUCAGCCAAGCCAGCACCCUGAAAAGAAAAAUAAAUCGGUCAUCAAAGAAAAGGAAAAAGAAAACCAGAGAGAGAGGGAUGGUGCUGAAGGGGGAGAAGGCAACACAGGACCAAAGGAGUCUCUGCCAGAUGCCUUGAAGGCCAAAGAGAAGAAAGAGCUGGCACCAGGGGGUAGUUCUGAGCCUUCCAUGCUUCCUCCACGCAUCGCCUCGGAUGCCAGAGGGAACGCUACCAAGGCCUUGCUGGAGAACUUUGGCUUUGAGUUGGUCAUUCAGUACAACGAGAAUAAGCAGAAGGUGCAGAGAAAGAAUGGGAAGACGGAGCAGGGAGAGAAUCUGGAAAAGCUCGAGUGUGACUCCUGUGGCAAGUUAUUUUCCAACAUCCUGAUUUUAAAGAGUCAUCAAGAGCAUGUUCAUCAAAAUUACUUUCCCUUUAAACAGCUGGAGAGGUUUGCCAAACAGUACAGAGAACACUACGAUAAACUGUACCCCCUGAGGCCUCAAACCCCAGAGCCGCCGCCACCUCCUCCUCCGCCUCCUCCACCUCCACUUCCCACAGCACCACCUCAGCCUGUUUCCACGCCAGCCAUCCCUGUGUCCGCACCACCCAUCACUUCGCCUACAAUUGCACCAGCCCAGCCGUCUGUUCCGCUCACCCAGCUCUCCAUGCCCAUGGAGCUGCCCAUCUUCUCGCCACUGAUGAUGCAGACGAUGCCACUUCAGACAUUGCCAGCCCAGCUGCCCCCUCAGCUUGGACCCGUGGAGCCUCUGCCUGCUGACCUGGCCCAGCUGUACCAGCAUCAGCUUAAUCCAAGUCUGCUCCAGCAGCAGAACAAGAGGCCUCGCACCAGGAUCACGGAUGACCAGCUCCGAGUUCUGCGGCAAUAUUUUGACAUUAACAACUCCCCCAGUGAAGAGCAGAUCAAAGAGAUGGCCGACAAGUCUGGGUUGCCCCAGAAAGUGAUCAAGCACUGGUUCAGAAACACGCUCUUUAAAGAGAGGCAGCGUAACAAGGACUCCCCUUACAACUUCAGCAACCCUCCUAUCACCAGCCUGGAGGAGCUGAAGAUUGACUCCCGGCCCCCUUCGCCGGAACCUCAGAAGCAGGAGUACUGGGGAAGCAAGAGGUCCUCAAGAACACGGUUUACUGACUACCAGCUGAGGGUCCUACAGGACUUCUUCGAUGCCAAUGCUUACCCAAAGGACGAUGAAUUUGAGCAACUCUCUAAUUUACUGAACCUUCCAACCCGAGUCAUAGUGGUGUGGUUUCAAAAUGCCCGACAGAAGGCCAGGAAAAAUUAUGAGAAUCAGGGAGAAGGCAAAGAUGGAGAGCGGCGUGAGCUUACGAAUGAUAGGUAUAUUCGUACGAGCAACCUAAACUACCAGUGCAAAAAGUGUAGCCUGGUGUUUCAGCGCAUCUUUGAUCUCAUCAAGCACCAGAAGAAGCUGUGUUACAAAGAUGAGGAUGAGGAGGGGCAGGAUGACAGCCAAAACGAGGAUUCCAUGGAUGCCAUGGAAAUCCUGACACCCACCAGCUCCUCCUGCAGUACCCCGAUGCCCUCACAGGCCUACAGCACCCCAGCGCCAUCAGCCAAUACAGCUUCCUCCGCUUUCUUGCAGCUUACAGCAGAAGCUGAUGAACUGGCCACCUUCAGUUCAAAAACAGAGGUGACUGAUGAGAAACCAAAGCAGGCUGAACCUCCCAGUACACAGCCAAACCAAACCCAAGAAAAGCAAAUACAACCAAAGGCAGAGCUGCAGCAGCAAGACCAGCCUGAGCAGAAGACAAACGCAGCCCAGCAAAAGCUUCCACAGCUGACUUCCCCCACUUCAUUACCACAGCCUCCUCCACAAGCACCGCCUCCGCAGUGCCCCUUACCCCAGUCCAGCCCCAGUCCUUCUCAGCUGUCCCACCUGCCCCUCAAGCCUCUCCACACGUCAACUCCUCAACAGUUGGCAAACCUACCUCCUCAGCUAAUUCCCUACCAGUGUGACCAGUGUAAGUUGGCGUUUCCAUCGUUUGAACAUUGGCAGGAGCAUCAGCAGCUUCACUUCCUGAGUGCGCAGAAUCAGUUCAUCCACCCUCAGUUUUUAGACAGGUCACUGGAUAUGCCUUUCAUGCUGUUUGAUCCUAGUAACCCUCUCCUGGCCAGCCAGCUGCUCUCUGGGGCCAUACCUCAGAUGCCAGCAAGCUCGGCCACUUCUCCUUCAACUCCAACCUCCACUAUGAACACUCUGAAGAGGAAGCUGGAGGAAAAGGCCAGCGCAAGCCCUGGCGAAAAUGACAGCGGGACAGGAGAAGAACCUCAGAGAGACAAACGCUUGAGGACAACUAUUACACCAGAACAGCUAGAAAUUCUCUACCAAAAGUACCUAUUGGACUCCAAUCCAACUAGAAAGAUGUUGGAUCACAUUGCGCAUGAGGUAGGCUUGAAGAAACGUGUGGUACAAGUCUGGUUUCAGAACACACGUGCUCGGGAAAGGAAAGGACAGUUCCGGGCUGUGGGCCCAGCUCAGGCCCACAGGAGAUGCCCUUUUUGCAGAGCCCUCUUCAAAGCCAAGACUGCUCUCGAGGCUCAUAUCCGGUCCCGUCAUUGGCAUGAAGCCAAGAGAGCUGGCUACAACCUAACUCUGUCUGCAAUGCUCUUAGACUGCGAUGGGGGACUCCAGAUGAAAGGAGAUAUUUUUGAUGGAACUAGCUUUUCCCACCUACCCCCAAGCAGUAGUGACGGCCAAGGUGUUCCCCUCUCGCCUGUGAGUAAAAGCAUGGAGUUAUCUCCCAGAACUCUUCUUAGCCCUUCUUCCAUCAAGGUGGAAGGAAUUGAAGACUUUGAAAGCCCUUCCAUGUCUGCAGUUAAUCUAAACUUUGACCAGACUAAACUAGACAAUGAUGACUGUUCCUCUGUCAACACAGCAAUCACAGAUACCACUACUGGAGAUGAGGGCAAUGCAGAUAAUGACAGUGCGACGGGAAUAGCAACUGAAACCAAAUCCUCAUCUGCGGCCAAUGACGGGUUGACCAAAGCGGCCAUGAUGGCAAUGUCUGAGUAUGAAGACCGGUUGUCGUCAGGUCUGGUCAGCCCAGCCCCGAGCUUUUACAGCAAAGAAUAUGACAAUGAAGGUACAGUGGACUAUAGCGAAACCUCAAGCCUUGCAGACCCCUGCUCUCCAAGUCCUGGUGCAAGUGGGUCAGCAGGCAAAUCUGGAGACAAUGGGGAUCGGCCUGGGCAGAAACGUUUUCGCACUCAAAUGACUAAUCUGCAGCUGAAGGUCCUCAAGUCAUGCUUUAAUGACUACAGGACACCCACCAUGCUAGAGUGUGAGGUCCUAGGCAAUGACAUUGGACUGCCAAAGAGAGUUGUUCAGGUCUGGUUCCAGAAUGCCCGGGCAAAAGAAAAGAAGUCUAAGCUAAGCAUGGCCAAGCAUUUUGGUAUAAACCAAACAAGUUACGAGGGACCCAAAACAGAGUGCACUUUGUGUGGCAUCAAGUACAGCGCUCGGCUGUCUGUACGUGACCAUAUCUUUUCCCAACAGCAUAUCUCCAAAGUUAAAGACACCAUUGGAAGCCAGUUGGACAAGGAGAAAGAAUACUUUGACCCAGCCACUGUACGUCAGUUGAUGGCUCAACAAGAGUUGGACCGGAUCAAAAAAGCCAAUGAGGUCCUUGGACUGGCAGCUCAGCAGCAGGGGAUGUUUGAUAACGCCCCUCUUCAGGCUCUUAACCUUCCUACAGCAUAUCCGGCACUCCAGGGCAUUCCUCCUGUGUUGCUCCCUGGCCUCAACAGCCCCUCCUUGCCGGGCUUUACUCCAUCUAACACAGCUUUAACGUCUCCAAAACCGAACUUGAUGGGUCUGCCCAGCACAACAGUUCCUUCCCCUGGUCUCCCCACAUCUGGAUUACCAAAUAAACCGUCCUCAGCGUCGCUGAGCUCCUCAACCCCAGCACAAGCCACCAUGGUGAUGGCCCCUCAGCAAAACCCCCAACCCCAGCAGCAGCAGCCACAGGUGCAGCCACCGCCAGCAACCCAGCCUCCACCUGUGCCACAGCUCCCGCCACAACCGCAGCAACAGCAACGCAAGGACAAGGACAGUGAGAAGGUGAAGGAGAAGGAAAAGGCACACAAAGGGAAAGGGGAACCCCUGCCUGUCCCCAAGAAGGAGAAAGGAGAAGCCCCCACGGCAGCUGCAGCCACCAUCUCAGCCCCACUGCCCACCAUGGAGUAUGCGGUGGACCCUGCACAGCUGCAGGCCCUGCAGGCAGCCUUGACUUCAGACCCCACAGCGUUGCUCACGAGCCAGUUCCUUCCUUACUUUGUACCAGGCUUCUCUCCUUAUUACGCCCCCCAGAUCCCUGGCGCCCUGCAGAGCGGGUACCUGCAGCCAAUGUAUGGCAUGGAAGGCCUGUUCCCCUACAGCCCUGCGCUGUCGCAGGCCCUGAUGGGGCUGUCCCCGGGCUCCCUACUGCAGCAGUACCAGCAAUACCAGCAGAGUCUGCAGGAGGCGAUCCAGCAGCAGCAGCGGCAAAUGCAGCAGCAGCAGCAGCAAAAAGUGCAGCAGCAGCCCAAAGCAAGCCAAACCCCAGUCCCCCCUGGGGCUGCUUCCCCAGACAAAGACCCUGCCAAAGAAUCCCCCAAACCAGAAGAGCAGAAAAACGCACCCCGUGAGGUGUCCCCCCUCCUGCCGAAACCCCCCGAAGAGCCAGAAGCGGAAAGCAAAAGUGCGGACUCCCUCUAUGACCCCUUCAUUGUUCCAAAGGUGCAGUACAAGCUGGUCUGCCGCAAGUGCCAGGCGGGCUUCGGUGACGAGGAGGCAGCGAGGAGCCACCUGAAGUCCCUCUGCUUCUUCGGCCAGUCUGUGGUGAACCUGCAAGAGAUGGUGCUUCACGUCCCCACGGGCGGCGGUGGCAGCGGCGGUGGCAGCGGCGGUGGCAGCAGUGGCGGCGGCUCGUACCACUGCCUGGCGUGCGAGAGCACGCUCUGUGGGGAGGAAGCUCUGAGUCAACAUCUCGAGUCGGCCUUGCACAAACACAGAACAAUCACGAGAGCAGCAAGAAACGCCAAAGAGCACCCUAGUUUAUUACCUCACUCUGCCUGCUUCCCCGAUCCUAGCACCGCAUCUACCUCGCAGUCUGCCGCUCACUCAAACGACAGCCCCCCUCCCCAGUCGGCCGCCGCCCCCUCCUCGUCCUCCGCUUCCCCUCACGCCUCCAGGAAGUCUUGGCCGCCAGUGGUCUCCCGGGCUUCGGCCCCGAAGCCCCCUUCUUUUCCUCCUCUCUCCUCAUCUUCAACGGUUACCUCAAGUUCAUGCAGCACCUCAGGGGUUCAGCCCUCGAUGCCAACAGACGACUAUUCGGAGGAGUCUGACACGGAUCUCAGCCAAAAGUCCGACGGACCGGCGAGCCCGGUGGAGGGUCCCAAAGACCCCAGCUGCCCCAAGGACAGUGGUCUGACCAGUGUAGGAACGGACACCUUCAGAUUGUAA
Pipistrellus nathusii (Nathusius's pipistrelle) is the source of this 11250-nucleotide messenger RNA. The record is from the annotation of a GenBank genome assembly. NCBI's taxonomy places the organism in Eukaryota, Metazoa, Chordata, Mammalia, Chiroptera, Vespertilionidae.